GGGAGGAACAGAGAGAGAGAGAGAGAGAGAGAGAGAGCUGCAGCAGGGACAGCAAACAGCCGCUUUCCCUCAAACACCACACCGGAGAGCCGCCGACACACACACACACACACACACACAGACAGACCGGCCGACAGACAGACAGACAGACCGGCCGACAGACAGACAGACAGACAGGCACUGCUGCUGCUCUUCCUGUGUGUGUUUAAUAUUUCUCGCCUCCGACAUUGUUUCUCGGUGUCCUGGGCCUCAGCUGUGACUUGUUGGAAUAUGGUGGGGGAAAUGGAGCCGAAGGAGAAGCCCAAGCCGAGCCCAGACUAUCUCAUGCAGCUGAUGAACGAUAAGAAGCUGAUGAGCAGCCUGCCCAACUUCUGCGGCAUCUUCAACCACCUCGAGCGCCUCCUCGAUGAAGAGAUCAGCAGAGUACGGAAGGACAUGUACAAUGACACAUUAAAUGGGAGCACGGAGAAGAGGAGCUCGGAGCUCCCCGACGCUGUGGGUCCAAUUGUACAGCUGCAGGAGAAGCUUUACGUGCCUGUUAAAGAAUAUCCUGAUUUUAAUUUCGUAGGACGGAUCCUUGGCCCACGGGGGCUUACGGCCAAGCAACUGGAGGCUGAGACAGGAUGCAAGAUCAUGGUGAGAGGCAAAGGCUCCAUGCGAGACAAGAAAAAGGAAGAGCAGAACCGCGGAAAGCCCAACUGGGAACACCUGAACGAAGACCUGCACGUCCUAAUCACAGUAGAAGAUGCUCAGAACCGUGCUGAGAUCAAACUCAAACGAGCCGUGGAGGAGGUGAACAAGUUGCUGGUGCCUGCAGCUGAAGGAGAGGACAGUCUAAAGAAGAUGCAAUUGAUGGAACUGGCCAUUCUAAAUGGCACCUACAGGGAUGCCAACAUUAAAUCACCUGCCCUUGCCUUCUCUCUUGCAGCGAGUGCCCAGGCCCCCCGCAUCAUCAGCGGCCCAGCGCCCGUGUUGCCCCCGGCUGCCCUGCGCACUCCCGCACCUGCUGGCCCCACCAUCAUGCCCCUAAUUCGGCAGAUCCAGACUGUCGUGCCCAACGGCUCAGCCCACGCCCAUGCUGCCGCCGCCACCCUGGUGCCUCCCGGGCCGGAGUCAGCUGGCCUGAUUUACGCCGCACCCUAUGAAUACCCAUACACACUGGCGCCAGCCACCUCCAUCCUCGAGUAUCCCAUCGACUCCAGUGGCGUGUUAGCAUCCUCAAAGGCCGAAGAGCUGCCGCUGUACCUGGGCUUUCAGACCUGUCACUUUCCCAUCACUGUGCAGCGCGCAGAGCCAGCCAGCCGGCCUCCUUUUUAAAGCAGACCCACUCCCCUCAUCCCCUUUUCUGACCCUCACUCACCUUACACACACACACACACACACACACUUUGACACCCUCACCCCCUCCCUGCAAACACUCAUCUUAUUGGAUUGACCGGAAAGCACCCCCCUCUUCCUGGAGCCUGUGCUCCUCCAGCCUUUCACUGUGUGUCUCUUCUGCGACCUGAAGCCUGUUUUGUUUUUGGUUGUAUUUAAUGUCAUGUGUUGAAACUGUGUACCAUAACGAGAGAAAAAGCACUGAGCCCCAAACUGCUGCAAACCCUCUCUGGAUGCUCCCUCCUUCAGUGCGGAGGGUGUAUCAGGAGAGGUGACAUGAAGACGGUGAGGGGACAGUGGGGGUCAGACAGGGGCUGCUUUGGGAGUCAUAGGAUGGCGGGAUUGUUAAAAAAGUUCUACUCACACAGCUGUUUGAUGGUGCUCUGUGGCAGUGAGUUCCAAGGUUGUUUACAGUAUAAUAUGAACCAAUAUAAAAAUUAAAAAAAAAAAAAAAUACCAUAGCCUUAUGCAUGCAGUGACCAAAUCCAGCAUCUCUGCUUUUCAAAGGUCUUUGGCACAGACUGCCCGAAAAUGGCUUUGAUAACGCAUGGAAUUGUAGUGUGUGUUGCUUCUUGAGGACAGACACUCCUGGCACUAAUUUCACAUUCCCUUCCUUUAUUCUUUAGGUGUGGCUUUCCCCACGAAAGGCUAAAAGUGCUUUCGAGGAUCCUUACUGAGCCCCUCAUCCGAUCUGAGUGUUAACACACAUGCGCUUUCGUUUCACAGCGGCCUUGUUAUUUCUUGAGUGUUAAUGAAUUAUGAAAUCAAGCCUAGCAGUCAGUCAGACACACUACUGUUUUGUUUACACUGACCACCCUUCUGUCCAAUGAGGCUCAGCAUAUGCUCAUAAAUAUUGUAUCUCUACCCGAUGCCCCUUCAGCAGUAAAUGUGUAUAUUUGCACAUAUAAAAUCAGUCAAAAGUUCGGACACCCCCUACUCAUUCAUAGGUUUUUCUGCAUUGUGACUAUUUUCUACAUUGUAAAACAAUACUGAAGACAUCAAAACUACGGAAUAACAUCUGGAACAUAUACGGAAUUAUGUGGUCAACAAAAAAGUAUGAAAAAAAUGAUAUGUUUCAUAUGUUAGAUUCUCCAAAGUAGCCAGCGUUUACCUUGAUGACGCUUUGCACACUAUCGGCGUCAUCUUAACCAGCUUCAUGAGGAAUGCUUUUCAGUUAACAGGUGCCUCGUCAAAAGUUAAUUAGUGCAAUUUCUUGCCUUCUUAACGUGUUUAAGAUCAAACAGUAAAUAACAAAUAAUAAAAAUACAGUAAAUAGCCCUGUUCUACAACUGUAGUAAUCCAUAUUGUGUCAAGAGUCGCUCAACUAAGUAAAGCGAAACGACAUCCAGUGUUACUUUAAAGGAACAGUC
This is a messenger RNA of Neoarius graeffei (lesser salmon catfish), 2747 nucleotides long. Its product is annotated as KH domain-containing RNA-binding protein QKI. Gene Ontology annotation, biological process: regulation of mRNA splicing, via spliceosome. NCBI's taxonomy places the organism in Eukaryota, Metazoa, Chordata, Actinopteri, Siluriformes, Ariidae. Gene Ontology annotation, molecular function: mRNA binding. Gene Ontology annotation, cellular component: nucleus. The record is from RefSeq and is a predicted model, not a curated record. The transcript has 7 exons. The coding region runs from base 271 to 1317 and encodes 348 amino acids.